CUAAUUUCAGUUGUUUAGCGUCUGCCAAACUGAUCAAACCGACAGUGUUUUUGAUAAUUUUUACAAUAUAAAGUUUAUAGAAUUUUAAAAUUCUAGCAAUAAUGAUGAAACAAGUGAUUGGUGUUCUCCUUAUCGCCUUGUGCGUUAUGCACACUGCCUCGGCCAUCAAGUGCUAUCAAUGCAAAUCCCUGACGGAUCCCAACUGCGCCAAGGAUAAGAUCGAUUCCGCCUCCAACAUCCGUGCCGUGGACUGUGAUACCGUGCCGAAACCGAACACCAUGGAGCAACUGCAGGCAGUGACCAGGUGCAACAAGGUGGUCACCAGCGACCGUGCUGGAACGAUUGUAUCUCGGGACUGCCACUUUGAGUCCAUCGGGCAGAAGGAGAAUGAGUGCACGGUGACCCACAGUCGCCAGGUGGAGAGCUGCUACACCUGCAAAGGUGACUUGUGCAAUGCCUCCGGAGCGGGACGCUUUUUGGCUGUCAGUGCAACUGCUCUCCUGGCGAUCUUCGCCCUUCACAUGAGCUUGUGAGCCGAUUCCAUACCCAAUCGAGGAAUUUAAAAAGUAAAUGUGGAUAACGUACCUGUACAAAAAAAAAUGUAAAUUGUUAAUUAAAAUCUUGAAUAAAAUAAAUUAAA
Drosophila takahashii is the source of this 640-nucleotide messenger RNA. RefSeq names its product atilla (gene atilla). Gene Ontology annotation, biological process: regulation of synaptic transmission, cholinergic; positive regulation of voltage-gated potassium channel activity; sleep. Lineage: Eukaryota; Metazoa; Arthropoda; Insecta; Diptera; Drosophilidae. The record is from RefSeq and is a predicted model, not a curated record.